CGCCUUUACGCUCUGAUCAGUCCGCCUCCACAUGGCUCAGACUUGAUUUUCUACUCUUCAACCCUAUCACAACAUGAUGCCAUUAAGAUACUAGUACGGACCCAGCUUUGCAGUUUUUUAAUUUUUUUAUUUUUUAUUUUUAGCAUGUAGACAUUUACUUUGAAUAUUAGUUUAGUUUUUGUAUUUUGCUUUUUGCGCACAAACCAAAAAGGGAAGACAACCUGGCGGGAGGGGGGAAGAGAUGAAGGUUGGAGACGUGUUUUAUCAGAAGACACCCAUCACCGAGAGUGUUUAGUAUCUCCGGAGAAGCAUCUGAAACAAACAGGAGCCAGCAGGGAUCAAAGAAAGUCACCAAGGCUUUGAGACCAUACUGAGUGAAGGUGAGAAGGACUAGUCCGUAUAGUCAUGCUCGGCGGGGAGGGAGACAGCAGCCCCUUCUCUUCCACUUCCACCUCCACCUCCACCAAGGACGCACCGGAUGAGAGGCGCAAAUCCCCGGCUGUGGAGAGGGAUGACCCGGCCGUUGGCACCAGGUACACCGAGCCAGGGCUAGGCGCAGACCGGUACUAUAUCCCAUCCACUGGUUCUAAACAAAGCCCAGAAACAGCCAACCCUUGCUCUUUUAUCCCCUAUACCCCCAGUGGGUCGGUUUACAGCCCCUCCAGCACCGGCAGAUACCCCUCAUCUCUCCAUCUCAGCUCCGUGUUGCCUCCAGCGGGAUUUUCCCCCUCAUCCACCGGCCGGAGUCACUUCAGUCCGGCUUACCAGCUCGGACAAAGCCCCGGCUGCAUCUACCCAUCCUACACCGGCUCAGGGGCCGCACUCGGGAACAUGGCUCUGCCCGGCACCGGCCCCGGGAUGAGGGCCCAGGUCUACCUCUGCAACCGGCCCCUGUGGCUCAAGUUCCACCGGCACCACACCGAGAUGAUCAUCACCAAACAGGGCAGACGCAUGUUCCCGUUUCUGAGUUUUAACAUAGCUGGCCUUAACCUGACUGCGCAUUACAAUGUGUUUGUGGAGGUGGUUCUGGCGGACCCGAACCACUGGAGGUUUCAAGGGGGCAAGUGGGUCACAUGUGGGAAGGCGGACAACAGCAGUCAAGGGAACAAAGUGUACAUCCAUCCGGAGUCUCCGAACACCGGGGCCCACUGGAUGAGACAAGAAAUCUCCUUCAGCAAACUGAAACUCACCAACAACAAAGGAACCAACCAUAAUACUUCACAGAUGAUUGUCCUGCAGUCUCUGCACAAGUACCAGCCCAGGCUGCACAUAGUGGAGGUGACAGAGGAUGGAGUGGAGGACAUUGGCAAUGAACUGAAGACUCAGACCUUCACUUUUCCAGAAACCCAGUUCAUAGCUGUCACGGCUUACCAGAACACUGAUAUCACACAGUUGAAAAUUGAUCACAACCCCUUUGCUAAAGGAUUCAGAGAUAAUUAUGAUUCGAUGUACACUGCUCCUGAGAACGACCGUCUCACACCGUCUCCGACCGACUCUCCCCGUGCACAUCAGAUCGUCCCUGGUGCUCGCUACACCAUGCAGCCCCUCUUCCAGGACCAGUUUGUUAACAACCUUCCCCAGAGCCGCUUCUACAACGGGGAGAGAGCGGUACCGCAGACCAACAGCCUCCUGUCUGCACAAACUGAAGACAGUGCAUCACAGAGGUGGUUUGUCACCUCCAUGCAGCAGGGGGGAAACAGCAGCAGCACCAGCAACAAGUUAGACAUCAGCCCAUAUGAGGGGGACUAUUCAAGUUCCCUCCUUCCUUAUGGUAUCAAAUCCCUGUCCAUGCAAACAUCCCACGCUCUCAGUUAUUACUCUGACUCUCCCUUCACCACCAUGACUGCAGGGUGGGGGUCCAGACCACCAUAUCAGCGAAAGGUCACUCCCAGCCUGCCCUGGUCUCCCAGGCCCAGUCCAACAGCUGGUUUCCCAGAAGACUCAGACAAGGUUAAGCCACAGAUGGAGGAGGAGGUGAACGGCAGUGGAGGUCUGAUAGCCUGGACAGAACCACAGCCUUCUGCUCUGUCACUAGACAAAGCAGAUUCGUACUCAACGGUCUGUAAGCGAAGGCGUCUAUCCCUCAACGGUCCGAGCACAGAGGACUCACCUGCUGACAUUAAGUGUGAGGAUUUAGCCUCUGCUGUCAACAACAGUAGCUCCUACAGCAAAGAACCCCCCUCUUCCAAAGGCAUGGCAGCUUAUUAUUCGUUUUACGCAAACCCUUGAAUGUUUCGAAAGUAGAGCCUCAUUUUAUCAUUUUUAAUCCAUUAAUGAAUAAAGCAAUGUUUUGCUUUUCCAUGCACGCCCAGCAUUUGUCUUUGUUGUGAUAAAUGUUCUUUUUUUGGGGGGUUUUAAUCAUGUGGUGAUACUGGAACAACAUAAUGAUGUUUGUGGCCUAAUAAGCAUCAUUAUUAUGAAAUGUAGAUUCAUUUUUUUGACUACUUUGAAGUCCAUUUGCUUUCCUGGGCUGAAUUUGUAUCUUUUUUUUUUUUCUUCUUUUUUGAGAAGCCAUUCAAUGGUCCUCUGUUUUAGAGAUUCAGAAGUGCCAAAAUAUGUUUGAAGUGCCCCAGUUUAUUUAAGUGUUAUUCAUUAUUACAGACAUUACUUCGCCUUUCUGCUGAGCUUUUGUGUUUACAGAUUAUUUAUUGAAGGCCUCUUCACAUGGAAUUUGUGCCCUCUUAAAUGUGAGCAUAUAAUGCUGUAAAUACUUUCAUUGUAAUGUUCAGAUAUUUGAUA
Messenger RNA from Sphaeramia orbicularis (orbiculate cardinalfish), 2739 nucleotides. RefSeq names its product eomesodermin-like. NCBI's taxonomy places the organism in Eukaryota, Metazoa, Chordata, Actinopteri, Kurtiformes, Apogonidae. The record is from RefSeq and is a predicted model, not a curated record. Gene Ontology annotation, cellular component: chromatin; nucleus. Bases 406 to 2229 code for a protein of 607 amino acids. The transcript has 7 exons. Gene Ontology annotation, biological process: CD8-positive, alpha-beta T cell differentiation involved in immune response; endodermal cell fate specification; positive regulation of DNA-templated transcription. Gene Ontology annotation, molecular function: RNA polymerase II cis-regulatory region sequence-specific DNA binding; DNA-binding transcription factor activity, RNA polymerase II-specific.